This is a messenger RNA of Hypoxylon fragiforme, 1324 nucleotides long. RefSeq names its product putative polyketide synthase protein. The transcript has a single exon. Bases 336 to 1196 code for a protein of 286 amino acids. Gene Ontology annotation, biological process: methylation. Lineage: Eukaryota; Fungi; Ascomycota; Sordariomycetes; Xylariales; Hypoxylaceae. The record is from RefSeq and is a predicted model, not a curated record. Gene Ontology annotation, molecular function: methyltransferase activity.
UACUAGCGCUUCCCUUAGCGUUGGAUCUCAUUAACUGCAGGUUGCCCCUGGGUCGGCACUCAAUCCACUCCCAAUCUUCAUCCUUAAUUGCUCAAUUGUCAUACAGCGUAAGCUGCAGACACCUACAUACACGCCGUAUUCAUAAUACGCUCUAACCUAUCUAUACCCAUGCUAACAUCAGAUUUAUUGUUCCAAAGUGGUAUUCUUUCUAGAAUUGACUCAGCCCUGCAGUGACUUUAUUUAUUGCUGAAUUUCACACAUCAUGUCUACUCCUCCACCUUCUACCAUCAAGUAUCAUACGCUUACUCACUUGAUACUCACUUGAUAUUACCAACAUGAUGGAUCUGAUUCCUCCGAAUAACCCAUAUGCCAAUGGGGGAAAAGUUACAAUCUCCCUAACGGGUACUCGAGAGACACUCAUGGGACCCUUGAUAGCUAGAGCUCGCGAUGCCAACAUGCCCAAUUCCGUCCUCAAUGAUAUCUAUGCUGUCCAAGUCCUAGACCAGAUCGACCACGACAUUGAAAAGUUCAAGAUCAAUGAUGAACAGGCCACUAUGCACACUCUUCGUGUCUUACGCCUAGAUCGCUGGACUCUUGAGUUUCUCGCAAAUAAUCCUGAAGCCACCGUUCUUCACCUAGCCUGUGGCCUUGGCAGUCGGUGGCAUCGUCUCCAGACGGACCUGACCAACGUUCGGUGGAUCGACGUCGACUACCCAGAAGUGGUCGAACUGCGGAGUAGGCUCAUCCCAUGUCCGACAGGCGACUACAACUUAAUUGCUGCAGACGUAACCGAGGAUGCAUGGCUCGACCAAAUCCCUGCUGAUAGACCGACCGUUGUCAUCUGCCAGGGGCUUCUUAUGUAUUUGGAGGAGGAGGCAGGAAAGCAUUUGAUUCGACGUUUAGUUAAGCACUUCAAGACGGGUCAGCUAAUCCUUGAUUUCGUUGGCACCAUGAUGGUGCCUCUACAAGGUUCGGUUGGAAACCUCACAGGCACAGGAGCGUCCUUGAGCUGGUGUCUUGACGAACCCAAGAUACUAGAGACCUUGCACCCGCAGCUGGAAAUGCUGGAAUGCUUAGGGCUUAGCGAAUUAGGCGAUUACUCACGCAUGCCCGCGGGCACCCGCUUGAUGCUAUCAACCUACUCACACCUGCCCUGGUUUCGGCAUGUGAGCUCUUAUGUGCGAUUCAAAUUCUAAGGCACUAGGCCGGGUAUCUGCUUGAUAGAUGCCCGCCUAGGUACGUACAUUGGCAUUCAACUGGUAUCAUUACCUCAAUUACAUAAGGAUUUUCUUUAGUCUUCUUACGGUCUUAAUCUAAACUAAGU